AUGAUACACCAAGAGGAAUACAGUGGACCAUUCAGAGCAAGCUGGAAGACCUUGAUUACGCUGAUUACAUCGGGCGCUUGUCCCACACUUGCGCCCACAUGCAGCAGAAAACAGAAAAUCUGCAGGAAAUCGAUCAGAUCAACAGGGCUUGAGGUCAACAUCAUCAAAACAAAAUGCCUUAGGAUUAAUCAAGGCAGCAGACAAGGCAUUCACAUAGAAGGGCAAGUCAUUGAAGAAGUUGACCACUUCACAUACCUGGGCAGUAUUUUCAGCAAGACAGGAGGUACAGAAGAAGACAUAAAUGCUAGAAUAGGGAAUGCACGCCACGCAUUUGGGACAAUGAGCCCAGUGUGGAACAAUCGGAACAUCCACUGGAAAACAAAGAUCAGGCUCUUUAAUACCAAUGUCAAAACAGUCCUCCUUUAUGGCGCUGAAAUCUGGAAAAGGACUAGACGCCUGGACCAAAGUCUGCAAGUAUUCAUCAACAAAUAUCUUGGGCAGAUCCUAAGGAUAAGAUGGCCAGAGAAGAUUUCAAACCAGGACCUAUGGGCAAGGACAGGGCAGAAACCAGUUAUGAACUCCAUACUACAGAAGAAGUGGAGAUGGAUCGGACACAUGCUGCGAACAACCCAGCCCAACAUAGCAAGGCAAGCCCUUGAUUUGAACCAUCAAGGACAAAGAAGAAGAGGUAGGUCUACAAACUCCUGGCGCAGAACACUGGACAUUGAGCUUCGCAAGAUAAGGAUGUCAUGGGGAGAAGCGAAAGCCCGAGAAUGGACCGAACCAGAUGGAGGGCUGUGGUAA
Molecule: messenger RNA, 804 nt
Organism: Dreissena polymorpha
Lineage: Eukaryota; Metazoa; Mollusca; Bivalvia; Myida; Dreissenidae
Exons: 1
Coding region: 1-804 (267 amino acids)
Source: RefSeq, a predicted model, not a curated record